Messenger RNA from Acanthopagrus latus (yellowfin seabream), 5528 nucleotides. RefSeq names its product RNA binding motif protein 14a (gene rbm14a). Gene Ontology annotation, molecular function: mRNA binding. The transcript has 8 exons. Gene Ontology annotation, cellular component: cytosol. NCBI's taxonomy places the organism in Eukaryota, Metazoa, Chordata, Actinopteri, Spariformes, Sparidae. Bases 194 to 1822 code for a protein of 542 amino acids. The record is from RefSeq and is a predicted model, not a curated record.
GAGAACCAUUUGAUGAGCCCGUGGUGUCAGGAACCAUCUUGUGUGAGCCGCAACACAAACGUGAUGGAAUAACACGGGGACGGAGGAAACUGCGCCCCCAUGGCGGCCACAGGCACCGAAUGAAACCGGAGCCGGAUGUGAGGUUUGAAAUACAGCUCCACACGACCGCGUUGGAUGCCUGGUUGAUACAGAGAUGAGCGGUGAGAACGUGAAGUUGUUUGUGGGGAACCUUCCUUUAGAUGCAACUCACGACGAGCUAACCAAGCUCUUUGCUCCAUAUGGAGAGAUCAACACCUGCUCUUUGCUCCGACAGUAUGCCUUCGUUACACUGAAGGGAGAAGGGGCAGCAGACAGGGCCAUCCGGCAUCUUGAUGGCAAAGAGUACAGAGGCAGGCCCCUGGUGGUCGAGGAGUCCCGUGCACGUCCACCCAACUCCACUAAAGUGUUUGUGGGGAACCUCAGCGCCACAUGUUCGGCAGAUGACUUGCACGGGCUGUUCUCAACCUUUGGAAGAGUUUUAGACUGUGAUAAAGUCAAAGCCAGAUUAUGCUCAAAUGUUGGCUAUGCAUUUGUGCAUAUGGAGAGAAAGGAGGAGGCCAUGGCAGCCAUUGAUGCACUUAACGGGACCAUGUACAAGGGCCGCCAGUUGGCUGUCGAGCUGUCCAAAGCCCAACCUUUGAUCAACCAGAUUGCAACAGCUGGAAAUUCAGGGGGUCUAGCAGCAGGUGGUCUUCUUCCAAGACCACCCCCAUCACUAGAGCAUCACCAGAGCCAAGCAGCAGUGUUAGCAGCCGCUGCAGCAGCUGCAGCUGGACUACCCAUCCAGGUUCAACAAAGUGUCCAUAAUUCAUUCUACAACACCACAUCUUUUGACCCCACGUACGCUGCUCUUAAAGGCAUCACAAGCGCUAAAGGUGCAGAUGGGGUGAUAUACGGCGCCCUUGCCAGCCAGGUGUAUGGAUCUGUCGCUGACCAGGUGUACCAAGAUAUUGCCAAUCAUAGUUCUGCAGUAGCCGCCCCCGUUGAAGAAGUAGAGCCACAGACUGCACCAGAUCCAACAACGCUUUUCGAGGCAGCAAGAGCCAAGUUCUUCCAGGAGGGACAGAAGGUUCUGGCAGAACAGCAAGCAGGGAGAAAAGCAGCAGCUUCAGAGAACGAGCGGGACCGCAGCCCAAUCCGAGGGAAUCGAGCACCCCUCCUCCCCGACCCAGUUCCAGGUUCCUUCGCUCAGAUACGACCCAAACGCCGCGCCCUGCUGCCGACACCACCUGGAGGACCUGAAGAGCCCCCAGCUGCAACCAGCGCUCCUGAAGGGUCAGAUCCUGUUGCUAGGUCUUACUCAGAGUACUACCAGCAAAUGCAUCAGUAUCAACAGUAUCAACAGUACCAGCAACAGUACCAGUACCUCCAGUAUGCCUACACCAAUCCCCCUCCCCCUCCACCACCUCCUCCACCUCCACCGGCCACAACACAGGCACAGGCCUCCACCACAGCACCUGCGCCGCCGGGGACGUACUCAGCACCUCCAUCCUAUGCCGCAUCAGGAGCCUACCCACCGCCGGGAACAUAUGACACUUCAGGAAGUUACGACUCCUCAACUGGGAGCUACAGCGCUUCAUCUGGGAACUACGACACUUCGUCAGGAAGCUAUGCCGCAUCCGGAGGCUACGGCGCACCGGGAGCAUAUGAUUCAUCGGGAGCUUACACAGCAGCAGGAAGCUACUCCUCAUCCACACCGUAUGAGCAGACAGCCGCACACGGGCAACCCAUGCCCCAGCGCAAUGAUUACCCUUACCACACGCCAGAACCCCCUUACCGAUAGUCCCAACCCUAAACACUCCUUCCACACUGCAGACGUGUGUGUGUGUGCGUGUGUGUGUGUGUGCAUGUGUAUUUACAUAAGGGACAGUUUAAAGAGGAAAAUCAGAGAGGGAGCGAUGUUGCAACUCGAGUGUGCUUUAAAUCUGAAGCAUCUCCCCUUUUCUCCAUCGUAUCCGAGUUUCUAACUAGCUUGCCUGUUAGUCGGUGGCGGUCGAGUGGAUAAUCAGUUAACGAGGCGUUUGGAGAAGCAGAGAGGGAGAUAUAAGUUGGACAGCUAAUGUUGGAGUAUCAUCAUUCAUGUUCACAGAUUCUGUUAAAUGUUAUAGAGGCACAGCGGGCUCCUGGUUGAAAGUUAAAGAAGCUGAAACGUUUCUUGGCACAGAGUCAGACUCGCUGGUGAAGCUUUUGUUUGAACUCGAUCAAGGCCUUUAAAUACUCUGCAUAACGCGUACAUACAGUACAAACUUCAUGUCAAACUAAUACAAUAAACGGUUAUAUUCCUUCAUUAACAGUGAACUGGCACCGCAGCAAAAAGAGAAAACUAUCCAUCUGGCAAAUUGGCUCUAUUUCUGGUUGGUUCAGUCUUGCAGUGUUUGAGAUUCAGGUCAGAUUAGACAAAUUUUUUUCUUCCAUGAUUACAAUUAAAAACAAAAUGGAUCCAACCACACACACACACCUGAGAACAUGUUGUGUGGAGUAUCUAACAGGCUGUUGUUUGGGUUCAGCUUCACUGACCCUUUCGUAACAACCUGUUCUUUUGCUGAAUUUUAACACAUGUUGACUAGAAAAGAAAGCAGAACUGAUGUUAAAUCGGGUUUGAGCGUCACAUCGUCCGGUUCAUUAUGCCUCUCCUGGAGAACCUUUUUCUAAAGACUGAGGAUGUAAUUGACCAGACAGUCUUAUGAAUAUGUUUCAGGCUGGAUUCACUGAGCUGACAGGUUUAGUGCUUCUAAAGUGAUUAUACAUGAUCACUCUUAAGUGGUGUAUAAUUUUUGUCCCUCUCAAGUUUGGGUCACGGGAAUCUUUGAUCUGUAAAAGAAACCCUGAAUAAAUUGCAGGAUAAGCGUGUCACUCAGAUUAUGUUGCAGCAGAUUCUACCUGUUGGUUUUGAGAUGUGAGGAAUUAGCACAGGGUUCAUUUGUAGUCCACACAGGCCUUCCUGUUCAAUCCAGUUUGCUUAAUUUAUGAUGGAAAUUAGCAGUCUGUUGUUAUACGUGCAUUCCUGGAGGGAUAGCUGAGUGUGAAUUUUUGACAUGACCUCGAUAACGACAGAGUAGAAAUACACUGCAGUCGUUCAAAUGUUUCAGCCAUUUAAAUUUAGAUAAAUGACUGGGCUGUUGUCUCUGAGCAGUUUGCCAUGAUGUACCUUUGUUGUGUUUUCCUGCUCGGCUCUCUGUAUGUCCGAAACACAAACACAUGAAGACGGAACAAACAAAUCCCGCUCUCAGGAGUUGAAUGUGUCCUAGAGUUUUUGUUUUAAAGGUCGGCGUUUGCCUCUAAAACAUUUGAAUAGAAGUAAUUCAUCUCUUUCCAGUUCAGUUUUGUGUUCAGUUGCAUCCUGUGUGAAACAGAAAAGUGAAUGCAUUCACUUCUUUCUUUAGUUUUGGGUGUUUCUCAGUUGAACCCAGGUUUUUGGAAUAUUUUCCCACUGAAGGAGAAGAGUUGCUUUUUUUUGUUGGUUUUGUACAUAUUUGCAUUUAUAAAAGCAAGAGGAAUGGCAGCAUUCAGCCAGUGAUGUUAAAACAAUCCGACAAAUUCUACUUAGAUUUCCUUUUGGUUUUUUUAGACAUUUUCUAUCGUUGGCUUUAAUUCUGGUCCCGUCAGCUGCCGUCAUCACCUCUGCUCUCAUUGGAAACCUGAAAGUUGAGUUAGUUUUCAUACCUGAAAUUGUACAACUUGGUAACUCUUGUAAAUACUAAAAGAAAAAACCAAACUUAUUUUAAACUGAAAAUGAAAUGGCGACCAAUAUUUGGUUGAACGGGGAAAACAUUGACUGUUAAUACUAAGAUGAAUUGAUUGUAUUUCUUCCUUUAACGGUUUGAGAUGGCAAGUAGGCGAGAUGAAGUAGGACAGUUGUGUACCAGUGUGUAUAACAAUAAGAACAGGUGAGCCGUUUGUGUGGCAGUGGCUGGGAAGGAUUACCAUCAUGCUUGUAGCAUGUAGCGAGUGGUGGGUUGUACGAACUAAAUGCGCUAUGAAAUCACAUUUGAAGUGAAAGGUGAAGCAUUUUUCCAGCGUUUCUGAGUGCAGAGCAAGUACAGGUUUAUCUUUUCCUGACUGCGGUGCAGUGUGGUGUGUUGCUCUGUAUUGUAGGGUUACUGACUGAGCGGAUACCAGGUGACGGUGUAGGUGCUGCAGGUGAGCACGAUGGUGGUUUCAGAUACAGCAAAAGGCGGCAGAUUUAUCCCGAGCAGCAGUGAGAAGGGCCGACGACCUUUUCCUUUACCCUCGUCUGAUCUCACCAGAAACACACACCUCAUUUUUGACACAGGAUCACUCUGCAUUCAUUCCACACCUAUACAACCCCACACUGUAUUUCAACUGGGUUCAUUGCAUUACUCAAGUAAAGCAGACUCGCAGGUGCAGAUUAUACUAACGCACACCUGAUUCCACCUGUAUUUUAAUAUCACUUGCAGUAGCUGUUCCGUUCGUGAUUGUCACUCAUUUCUUACUCGCCACCUCAGUUCGUAGUGCUUUUUGGUUAAGUGACACAUAGCCUCUCAAAAAUAUCCACAUUAUUCCACCUUCUCCAUGUGAACUGUUAGUUGCAUGCCUUGUUGUUGCUGCUGCUCCAGCCACCUUCUUCCUCUUGCUGAUUAUUGCAGCUAGAGUGGGAGGGAGCCAAACUGAGCCCUUGCCCUGGACGUACGCCACACGCAGCUGUAGCGUGGGAUGGGGAAAACAGCAGCGUUAGGCCUGAAAAUGCUGUGGACGAUGGGGUGUCCCCCCGCUAAGGUAAACACUCAGACCACACACUCCUGCCCCUCCCCGAAACACGCGUACACACUCUCAAACAUACACACAUUACUGAUACACCUGUGUCCAUACUUCCUAUUCCUUACCUGUCUUCAGGGAUUUUUCUUUGUAAGGAUUUUUGGAGAUGGAUCCCUUGUCUCUCUUUUCUUCUUUUUUUUUUUUUUUUUUUUUUUUAACAGGAGAUAACCUUUUUUCCUGCUUUGAUUUUCCUGAUCACAUCCCUACAUUUACCCCCCCAAGCAUACUCUGCUCAUACAUUCCUGCUCCCAACAUACUGACCGCUCACACACACAAGAUUUGGAGGACACGUCCUUUAGUCUAAAUCUGAACCCUUUCAGAAGCAGUCAUGUUGUUGUUAGUACGUCUCGUACCUAACAGCCCGUCAUUCAAGAGUACCAGGCAAUCACAGCCAGAGCUGGACGUGGGACAUUUAACGGGGAUGGGUUGUUAGUUUUUGUAAAUGCGCCCCUGGGGCCACUUCGGGGUUAAGUGCCUUGCUUAAGAGCACAUCUCUAGGCCCUUCAUUUCAGAGUUGAAUAACACUGGCUCAGGAUCGGUUGCUGGUUCAACGCUCGACUCCCCCUCUCCCCCAAAACAGCGAUUUUUUUGAUGCCACAUUCAACUUGUAUGAAUGACAAUGAACACAAAUAUCAUUUUGUUUUAAAUUACAUUUUGUCCUAUGUUCUUUGAAAUGUUUAAUUAUCAAUAAAUGAAUUUCAACUGAACUGUAA